GGAGCAGGGGAAUGACCGGGCGGGUAAUGUUGGGAGAGAGGAACUGCUGAACCGUUUGAAAGGAAACGUCGAUUGGAGCUGGAGCACUGAGUGACGUUAUCUGGUGGGAAGAGGGAGGGAGAAAGAGAGACGGCUGGACUCCAUUAGCUGAAGCCAGGAGGCACUUUGGGAUACUUCAAUUGGACGCGUUUUUUGGGAUAUUCUCUUUGAAAAGAUCCAGAUAGUCUACAUUAUUUAGAAAAUCUGGUUGACUAUCGAAACCUCGGAAGUUUAAGUGGCUUUUUGGAUUUGGUUGGUGUAUUUGAGAAGGAUGGCGCUGGACGGUAUACGGAUGCCCGAUGGCUGCUAUGCGGACGGAACGUGGGAACUGAAGAUGCACGUGACAGACCUCCACAGGGACGUGUCUCUGAGGGUCACCGGUGAGAUCCACAUCGGUGGGGUCAUGCUCAAACUCGUGGAGAAACUCGAUGUGAAGAAGGACUGGUCGGACCACGCCCUGUGGUGGGAGAAGAAGAAGACGUGGCUGCUGAAGACCCACUGGACCCUGGACAAGUAUGGUAUCCAGGCAGACGCCCGGCUCCUCUUCACCCCGCAGCACAAGCUGCUGCGCCUGCAGCUGCCCAACAUGAAACACAUGAAGGUCAAGGUCAACUUCUCCGACCGCGUCUUUAAGGCCGUCUCUGACAUCUGCAAGACUUUCAACAUCCGUCAUCCAGAGGAGGCAUCUCUGCUGCGUAAGCCCCGCGACCCCAAGAAGAAGAAGAAAAAGCUGGAGGAGGCUGAGGAGGCGGCUCUGGAGCUGGAGGGGCCACUGCUCACCCCUGGAUCAGGUACCUCUGAGAUCAUUUACAUUGGGCCGGUCAAAGGAAGCAUCUACUCCAGUCCAGGCUUGUACAGUAAGACCAUGACCCCCACUUAUGACUCCAGAGACGGCAGCCCCCUGUCCCCCACCACCGCCUGGUUCGGAGAUAGCCCUCUUUCUGAGGGCAAUCCCAGCAUCCUUGCUGUCAGCCAGCCAAUAUCCUCGCCCGAUAUCCUGGCUAAACUCUACAAGUCCCAGUCCCUCCUGGACAAGGCCAAGAUCAACCAGGGGUGGCUGGACUCGUCUAGGUCUCUGAUGGAGCAGGAUGUCAAGGAGAACGAGGUGCUCCUCCUGCGGUUUAAAUACCACAGCUUCUUUGACCUCAACCCCAAGUACGAUGCCAUCCGGGUGAACCAGCUCUAUGAGCAGGCCAAGUGGGCCAUCCUGCUUGAGGAAAUAGAGUGCACUGAGGAGGAGAUGAUGAUGUUCGCCGCUCUGCAGUACCACAUCAACAAGCUGUCCAUCAUGUCGUCAGGAAACCACAUGAACAACAGUGAGAAGGAGGUGGACGAGGUGGACGCUGCCCUGUCAGACCUGGAGAUCACCCUGGAGGGAGGCAAGACCUCCAACACCCUGGGUGAUAUCACGUCCAUUCCUGAACUGGCCGACUACGUCAAAGUCUUCAAGCCAAAAAAGCUGACACUGAAAGGCUACAAGCAGUACUGGUGCACAUUCAAGGACAUCACAAUUUCCUGCUACAAGAGCAAAGAGGAGGCUCAUGGGACACCCUCCCUCCAAAUGAAUCUAAGAGGUUGCGAGGUAACACCAGAUGUGAACAUUUCCAGUCAGAAAUUCAACAUCAAGUUGCUAAUCCCAGUGGCUGACGGCAUGAACGAGAUCUGGCUGCGGUGUGACGCUGAGAAGCCAUAUGCCCACUGGAUGGCAGCGUGCCGCCUGGCCUCUAAGGGGAAGACCAUGGCAGACAGCUCCUAUAGCCUGGAGGUCCAGAACAUUCUAUCCUUCCUCAAGAUGCAGCACAUGAACCCUGACCCGCAGUUCAUCGCCGAGCCAGCUGUCACCAACGACAUCAACUCUGAGUGCCUGGUGUCGCCGCGCUACCUGAAGAAGUACAAGAACAAGCAGCCAGGCUAUAUCAGGGACCUGAUUUCGGCCCGGAUCCUAGAGGCCCACCAGAACGUGGCCCAGAUGAGUCUGAUCGAGGCCAAGAUGCGCUUCAUCCAGGCAUGGCAGUCCCUGCCUGAGUUUGGCAUCACUCACUUCCUGGCCAAAUUCCAGGGUGGGAAGAGGGACGAGCUGAUUGGCAUUACCUACAACCGUCUCAUCCGGAUGGAUGCCAGCACCGGAGACGCCAUCAAGACCUGGAGGUUUGCCAACAUGAAGCAGUGGAAUGUCAACUGGGAGAUCAAGAUGGUGACGGUGGAGUUUGCAGACGAGCCUAGCCUGGCUUUCAUAUGUGCGGAGGUGGACUGUAAGGUGGUACAUGAGUUCAUCGGAGGCUACAUCUUCCUGUCCACGCGCGCCAAAGACCAGAACGAGUCUCUGGACGAGGAGAUGUUCUACAAGCUGACCAGCGGCUGGGUCUGAGUCUGACUACCUGACCCCCUGGGUCAGAGUUUAGGGUAAAGAGGGGAGGGAGGGUGGUGGCUAAAUCAAAUGGGUUUAUUUUAUUUGUUAUAAAGUUUUGGUGGUUUUAAAUGGAACCAUGCUUUAGAGCCCCAUGCAGCCACCCAUUAUUGCCAUUGUUGUUAAGAAGCUGAUGCCCUUUAUUUUUGUUGCAUUAACACUAAUAUUCUGCACAACGCUGCAGCCCAGACUAACUCCAAAUCCUGCCUGUGGCUCCCCCAUCGCCCACAUUAUUUGACAGGAAGUUGGGAGUCGUCCCCCUCCCAUGACCCCUCUCCACUCACCCAUCCCGCUCCAAUACACUGGGGACAGCAGCCUCUUCCUCAAGCAGCUAUCACAAAGCUAGGUCCAUGAUAACCUAUCACAUGUCAUCAGGAGACCUCUCCAUUCCAAAGACUCUUUCUUAAUCCCCCCUUCUACUCUGACUCCCCUGAAGGAACUGAUCAAAUUUACCCUUCAACCUCAUCGUAAUCCGACCAGCCCACAGUUCGUAUGAAGAAUCACAUGAUUUAUUUAUCCCUGUUUUGUUUUAUUGUUGUCAUUUUGGUGAGGUGUGGUACUGUUCGGAGUCUUUGAAGUGGUGUGUUGUGGUUUGUGUACUGCCUGACAUCCUGUGUUAUGAUACUGUGUAAUUUAUGCGGCAGAGUGCCACCUCACUCUCACGUAUUGUACAUCCACAUAUUCACUCAGUUUGGUGUGACUAUAGGCAGUAGUAAUCCUCAGAGUAAGAGUAUCGGCAAAACAGUGACAAGCUUUUACUUUCUCAGCAGAGACAGGAAGUGAUAUGAGGUAAUUUCCUUCCGUCGUUAAGGAAAGGCUAAGGAACGCAGAGCUCAUGGAGAGAAUUGGGCACCGUGUCCUCUCCACUCGAUGAAGGAUUCUCAGUUUGAUCUAACUAGUCCAUAUGAAGUCACACUUCCGCAGUAAGCACUUCUCCAGUAUAUGUAUGAUCCCUGGUCAUACUUUAUUUGGACAGUCUGGAUUUUCCAUCUGUGGAUGCUCUACAGAUGGCCAUGCUAUCUGUUGAUAAGCAACUGCUUGCUGAGGUAACUGUUAGGGUUAGGGGAGUCUGUAGCGCAUCCCUUAAUGAAUAAGCUGUAGUUCAAUUCAUUGUUCUUUUUGUCUGAGCAUACCUCCAGUGAGUGUCUCCUAUCCUCUGUGUAAAACACUUCAUACAACAGCUAACAAGUGUGCUUGGAGAGUUUAAACAGUCUUGGUAUACACCUACUGUAGCGCUUCUGUCUGCAUUAGUUAACAUGUCAGCACAACAGGCGCUCAAGCAGGGUGAAUGUCCUGUAGUUCCUUAUCUGUAAACCGCUGAAUAACCAUGCCUAGUUCUCAUAGCUACUCAAGGUUGAAGGGGUCACUCAAGGAUACUCUGUUUGAGAUGGAAUUUUAAUGGGUAUCAUGGGCAAGUUCUGAGGCAAUUACUGAAAAUGUAAAUAAGAAUGUUGUCAUGGAACAUGUGGUGCCCAAAUGAUUUGGCUCAGAUACAUACUGCCAGUCAUAGGGUUGUCCAGCGUCCACAGCAUGAAGGAAAGACCUCUGCUCUGCCUUGAGACUCAGACCCUUACAAAUGCAUUGUGCGUGUGUAGUACAGCAGGAGGGCUACUACCAUUAAUAACAGCAUUCCCAAGUGCAGCCUCUUUUAAAUGCCAUUCUUUAUCUUACACCAUAUAGUGUUAUUAUUCAGCAACAGGUCACCAAGUUUGAAGAAUUAAUUAUGCAAAGUCUUCUUUGCCCUCUGUAUGAACGAACAUUAAAUGAAGUAUUAGUUUUUUGUAACUAAUGUAAAAACACAGGUUUUAUAGAAUUGUACAGUUCUUUUGUUGCUGCUUUUUUUCCCUUGUUUUUUGGGGAAGUGUGUUUUUGUUUGCAGAAAAGAGGGAAAGCCAUCCGUCAACAUUAUGUAGUAUGAAAAUGUGUGCCUGCCAAUGUCACGGUCUCAUUGAGUUUAACAUGAAGAUAUAUAUAUAUAUAUAUAUAUAUGAAGAUAUCACUAGUCUCAAACUCCAGGUUGUUUGGGAUUUAAUUCAGAUUUUUCUCACACUAGAUAUUAUUACCCAAACAUUGAUAAAAGGGCUUUUCAAUGUACUUUUUUCUUGUUGCCUCUCCUAUAAGCUGAAUUACAUUGCUAUUCUAUUUUCUUGCAUUUUUGGGGGGACUGAUCUUACUCUCUAGCUCUGUAAACUACCACCAAUGACACAUCCCUAGGCUACCAAACCCUUACUCUGCUGUUCAGUGCCUUUUCAAAAAUGUAUCACUUCAUUUUCAGAUUUGAUAACUAUUGUAGCUUUUAAUUGAAUAAUGUUUUUGGUAUGAAGGAGACACUUUUUGUUAAAGUAGACCUUGGAGUUUGAGACAAACGGCCGUAAGUGAACUGAAGUAAAAGAAGCGAACUUAGCCUAGUUUUUUCCUCCUAUAACAGUUGUUUGUUUGCCUCCAAUGUCCAGAGCAGCAGUGCAUGGCCAGCUGUUUUCAGACUGUAAAAAAAUGCAUUUAUUUAAAAAAAAUAAAAGUUUUUAUUUAA
Molecule: messenger RNA, 4976 nt
Organism: Oncorhynchus keta (chum salmon)
Lineage: Eukaryota; Metazoa; Chordata; Actinopteri; Salmoniformes; Salmonidae
Product: fermitin family homolog 2
Exons: 17
Coding region: 311-2407 (698 amino acids)
Biological process (GO): integrin-mediated signaling pathway; cell-matrix adhesion
Cellular component (GO): extrinsic component of cytoplasmic side of plasma membrane; focal adhesion
Molecular function (GO): integrin binding
Source: RefSeq, a predicted model, not a curated record